Trichoplusia ni (cabbage looper) is the source of this 2172-nucleotide messenger RNA. RefSeq names its product cytochrome b-c1 complex subunit 1, mitochondrial-like. Gene Ontology annotation, molecular function: metalloendopeptidase activity; metal ion binding. Lineage: Eukaryota; Metazoa; Arthropoda; Insecta; Lepidoptera; Noctuidae. The transcript has a single exon. Gene Ontology annotation, cellular component: mitochondrion. The record is from RefSeq and is a predicted model, not a curated record. Bases 751 to 2151 code for a protein of 466 amino acids.
ACGAUCCAAGGUAGUUUUCCUUUCUUAAGUAGGUAGCUGAACAAAAUGGAUUAGUGGUUAAUAGCCCUGACUGGAAUACUGGAGGUCGGGAGCUCGAUUCCCCGCCAGGACAAGAAUUGUGAUGAGUAUGAGUAGGGUCGUUUGUGUCGUGUCUGGGUGUAAUCUAUCUAUAAUAUUUGUGUCUUUAGUUAUGUAGGAGCAACAUUCGCUUCGGAAUAUUUAUAAAUUUAUGAAAAUAAAUUGUGAAGGAUAUUGGUUAGGCCAGCAAACGGUAAUCAAAUAAUUGAUUGCUUAUGUUGCGUUUGCUCGCAGUCAGUCUCCAAUAGAAAAAUAUAUUUUCUCAAUACACUAUGUUCCUUUUCCCAAAAUACAAGCAAUAGCACAUUACUAGCAUGUAACUUUUUUAAGUUUUGUAACAAACCACGGACUGACGUUGAAGGCAAACAUAUAUAUUCGCAAUUCGUCACAAAAGAAAUAGAGAUAAAACUAUGUACGAGGUAUAUAAUGUUCGUGGCAAAAAAUAUAAUAACCAAAUAGUAAACAACACUAAUCUAAAGUCGCAGUGCACAAUUUACUAUGACGACAGUCUGGUUCAACUUGUAACAAGUUCUCGCUCAUAACUAAAUCCUUCUUAUAUAUCCUUUUUAAACGCCGACACUUGUAAGGAGAGCGCUGUCAACAGAAGACGCCAGACAAACAAACUAUUGUCAUACAUUUACAAAUAUAUAAAUAUCCUUACCAGUCAGAAUAAUGAGCAUCGCUGCUCGAUUGAGUCGAGCAUGGCGCCCGCUGAAGUACAGUUUCAGAUCGUACACAUCCAACAAUCAGUUCAUGCAGUUCCUACAGAACCUGCCCUGCACGCAAUACUCGAAGCUCGUCAACGGCCUGACCGUCGUCACGGAGGAGAGAGAGAGCUACAACUCCUGCAUCGGCCUGUUCAUGGACGCCGGCCCCAGGUAUGAGAGCAAUUUCGAAAACGGGAUCACGCAUUUCUUCGAACAUAUCGCCUUCAAGAGCACGAGAGCGAGGACCAAGCCUGAAUUAGAAGCGCAGUUAGAAAGAAUCGGGGCUCGGUUCAAAUGUUUCACAACACGAGAGAUGUCCGUAUACUACGUUGAAUGUCUCUGCCACGACACGCCGAUCGCGACAGACCUGCUCACUGACUGCGUGUUCAACAACGCUUUCGCCACCACCGAUAUUGAGAAUCAAAAGCGAACGGUUUACGCGGAAAUGAUAGCCCACGAUGAUAACCCUGAGGCAGUCAUUUAUGACUACCUCCACAGCUCCGCGUUCCAGGGCACUCCGCUAGCGGCCACCGUGAUGGGCCCGAGCGGCAACCUGUACAACUUCACCGACGCCACUAUCUGCCGCUAUUUGUCAAAAUGCUUCGACCCCUGCAGGACUGUACUAGUAGCGGUCGGUGGCGUCAAACACGAACAGAUGGUAGCCCUCGCCAACUCGUACCUCAUCAGACUGGAGCCCCUCAAAUGUAUGGAUAUCGAUGCUUAUAGAUUUUCCGGGUCUGAAGUACGUUUUCGAGACGAUUCCUUGCCGCUUGCUACCGUUUUAGCGGCGGUGGAAGCGCCAUCGUUUAUACACGAGGACAACGUAGUGAUGGAAGUGGCUCGUUAUAUCGUCGGCGGGUACGAUCGCUCGCAGCCCGGCACCGCGCAGACACACUGGUCGCACGUCGCGCGUACUGGCAAAGAGGAGAAAUCUUUUGACGCGUUUAAGGCUUUCUACAUAACCUACAAGGACUGCGGGCUGUGGGGCGUGCACUUCACAGGGCUGUCGACGCAACUGGACAACAUGAUGAUUAUCCUUCAGGACGAGCUCAUGUAUUUAUGUUUCAGCGUGACCGAGAGCGAAGUGGACCGCGCUAAGAACUUUUAUAAGACGAAGAUUCUGUAUAAGAACGAGAGCGCGUGGGGGACCUGUUUGGACAUCGGUCGGUGGACGCUCUACAACGGGUACAGGCCGUCUUUACUGCAGAAGAUGAAGGCGGUAGACAAGGUGACGGCGGCUGACGUGCGCGCGGCCUGUGAGAAGUACUUCUACGACCGCUCGCUGGCUAUAGCCGCCAUCGGUCAGGUGGAGGGCUUGCUGGACUACAACAGAUACCAUGCGCGCAUGUACAGGCUGAGAACGUGAAUAAAAUAUGACUAUUAGUUA